ACUUCCUUCCCUUUCAAGUGUAGCGGUUCAGACAGCUUGGUAAAAGAUUCGGAUGGGCCUACUACAUCUACUACACAUAGAUUAAAGAAGGCUGUUUCAACUUCAAGUCACAACACAAGUAUUUUGAGCUAUGGAGUGAAGACCACUAAAGAAGAGAAGGAAAAAAUAGAUGAAAAAGUAGCUACUAUGAUGUAUGCAACAAAGUCUCCUUUUAAGAUUGUUGAGCAUGCAUCCUUUAUAUAUAUGGUGAAUGUAAUGAGGCCAGGAUACAAACUGCCCAGUAGGAGAGAAAUAGGUGGUUCACUGUUAGACAAGGUAUAUGAUAAAGAGUGUGAAAAAAGUGUAGUAGAUUUAGAAGGUAAAACUAAAACACAAGCUCAGUCUAUCUUUUGGACACAAUUGACACAUCCGGUCACCCACACACAUCGGAUUACCUUAGGGAUUGCUAAAAGCUCAAUAGAAACAGCUGAACACAAAUAUAAAUGCAAAGUAUGUAGUUUUGUCACGGAUAAUGCUGCUAAUGUUGUAAAAAUGAAAUCUGAGCUACUUAAAGAUGAUGAGUAUAACUUAAUAAGUUAUGGUUGCUCAGCACACAUACUGAAUUUGUUGGCAAAAGAUUUAGAAAUUGGUAACAUUUAAGAACAUGCUGUGAAGAUUGUUAAGUACUUUCGAAACAAUCACACAGCCUCAGCAGCAUACAAAACCACUGGAGGUUCAGCCCUCAUCAUGCCUCAAGACGUACGGUGGAAUACACUGUCUGAUUGCUUAGAAGGUUACCUAAACAACUGGCCAAUAUUAGUAUCUGUGUGUGAUGGUGAAAAAAGAAACCAACUGGAUCCAGUUAUUAUAAGGAAGGUGAUGG
This is a messenger RNA of Eriocheir sinensis (Chinese mitten crab), 862 nucleotides long. RefSeq lists its product as uncharacterized. The record is from RefSeq and is a predicted model, not a curated record. Lineage: Eukaryota; Metazoa; Arthropoda; Malacostraca; Decapoda; Varunidae. The transcript is spliced from 2 exons. Bases 187 to 639 code for a protein of 150 amino acids.